Molecule: messenger RNA, 660 nt
Organism: Geodia barretti
Lineage: Eukaryota; Metazoa; Porifera; Demospongiae; Tetractinellida; Geodiidae
Source: the annotation of a GenBank genome assembly
CUGCCCAAUCGCCAUCGGAAUGGAGGCCACGUGAGUUCCCAAAGUAGUUUCGGCGAAAAGAUCAAGGAAGCAUACUUGGAAUCCGCCGAGUUCUUCGCCAAGCUGGUCGACGGCGUGGACAUUGACGCCUGGGAAGAGCACGCGCUGGGCCAGUGGACGCUUCGCGACUUGGCCGGCCACACCUACCGUUCCAUCAGCACCGUUGUUGGCUACUCCGAGAAGCCCGCGCUACAGGUGGACGUCGAGUCCACGACUCAGUGGAUUCUGAAUGUCAGGCAGAACGCGAAUCCCGACCGGGUUGCCGAGCUGGGCCGGUCAGCUGGUCUGGAAAUCAUGGACAGCCCGACGAUGAUGGUGCGCGGAUUCCUGAACAUGGCAAAGGAGAGGGUCAACGACCUGGAUGAUGACUUCAUACUUGCCACGCCCCAGGGUGGAAUGAGGUUAAUCGACUACCUCCAGCUUCGCACCAUGGAACUGGUCAUCCACGGCGGCGACUUCGCACGGGCAUUGGGCGUCGAGGCAACGCCCCCGCAUAGCGGAAUGCAGGUCGCCCUGCAGGUGCUAGCUGGAGUCGCGGUCGCCGAAGGCCGCGGCCCCGCCCUCGCCAGCGCCCUCACCGGCCGGACGGUGCUCCCGGCGGGCUACAACCUGCUCAUCUGA